CACCCUGCAAGCUCCAGCCCCAGGAGAGAAGGCACAGCAGGAGCCUCAGAUUCUCAGAUUUUCAGCACUCAGGGGAAGGCAGACAAGGCACUGAGCAGGUCUGGUGACCAUGUCCCUGCUCUGAGCUUUCUUUGUCCUCCUGGUUCAUCCCCCGGCAGAGUUUGCUCCCCACCCUCCGGGCUGCUGCUUCUCUAGUGAUGCCUCCACAGCCCCUGCCUGGUCUCCACACACCUCUUCCCAGGGGAAGUCGUCCUGCCUGGUCCUCUGAAGCCCUGGCCACAGAUUGCCUCCUAACAUUUCCAUUACGACUCUUAGGGAAAUUCUGAUCCACAUCGAUCCUCAUUUUUCACAUGGAUAAAUCGCAGCCUAGAAGAAUGGGGACUGCCCAAAGUCACAGAGAGAGAGUGUGUCAGAGCUGGAAAAGACCCUAGCAAUAUACCUCAUCCCUAAAGAGACUCUGUGGGCUCCCCGCCACCCUGCACCCUCUUUCCCUGCCUCCCAGCUGUGCCCUCCAGGGCCCUGCAGUAUGGAGCUGGUCAACAGGACAGAGGUCUCUGAGUUCUUUCUGAAAGGAUUUUCGGGCUACCCAGCCUUGGAGCACCUGCUCUUCCCUCUGUGCUCAGCCACGUACCUGGUGACCCUGCUGGGGAAUACAGCCAUCGUGGCAGUGAGCGUGCUGGACGUCCACCUGCACACACCCAUGUACUUCUUCCUGGGCAACCUCUCCAUCCUGGAUAUCUGCUACACCACCUUUGUGCCCCUGAUGCUGGUCCACCUCCUGUCGGCCCAGAAGACCAUCUCCUUUCUUGGCUGCGUGAUGCAGAUGUGUCUGAGCCUGUCCACGGGCUCCACAGGGUGUCUGCUGCUCGCCAUCAUGGCCUAUGAUCGCUACCUGGCCAACUGCCGGCCACUCAUGCUGAUGAGCCACCGGCUCUGCUUGCUGCUGGCGGGAGCCGCCUGGGUACUCUGCUUCUUCAAGUCAGUGACUGAGACAGUCAUCGCCAUGAGGCUGCCCUUCUGUGGCCACCGUGUGGUCAGUCACUUCACCUGCGAAAUCCUGGCAGUGCUGAAGCUGGCGUGCGGUGAUACGUCAGUCAACGAGGUCUUCCUGUGGGUGCGUGCCAUCCUGCUGCUGCCCGUGCCCCUGGCGUUCAUCUGCCUGUCCUGCAUGCUUAUCCUGGCCACCAUCCUGAGGGUGCCCUCGACCGCUGGACGCCACAAAGCCUUCUCCACCUGCUCGGCGCACCUGGGUGUGGUGCUGCUUUUCUAUGGCACCGUCAUCUUCACGUACAUGAAACCCAGGAGCAAGGAGGCCCGCAUCUCUGAUGAGGCCUCCACGGUCCUCUAUGCUGUGGUCACGCCCAUGCUGGACCCCGUCAUCUACAGCCUGAGGAACGAGGAAGUGACGGAGGUCGCCAGGAAGGUGUGGGACAGGAGAUGGACCUCCAGGUGAGGGAGGCCGGGGCUCUGCAGGCUAGCAGGCCAGGCCUUCAUUAGCCUACAGUGAGGGCUGCGGGUCUGGAAUCUCCAGCCCAGAAACGCAGCACCAAGUCCCACUGAUC
Molecule: messenger RNA, 1562 nt
Organism: Aethalodelphis obliquidens (Pacific white-sided dolphin)
Lineage: Eukaryota; Metazoa; Chordata; Mammalia; Artiodactyla; Delphinidae
Gene: OR13J1
Product: olfactory receptor family 13 subfamily J member 1
Biological process (GO): G protein-coupled receptor signaling pathway
Cellular component (GO): membrane
Molecular function (GO): G protein-coupled receptor activity; olfactory receptor activity
Source: RefSeq, a predicted model, not a curated record